AUCAAGAUCAAGAUCAAAUGUAAAUAAAUCCCACGAAAGUGCAAGGGCAGCCCAUCUUCUUGGCGGCCUCCAGGCGUGCACCUGUCCCGGGAACCUGUUGUUCUUCACCGUACCUGUGCCUUCUUGAGGGAAACCGGCAAGCUACCACGCCUGUGACACCCACAUAGGACUACCCCAGGGCUCAUAAGGAUCUAUAGAUCUUCGCGGCCCUAACACCACCACCAACAACAAAGUGCAAAGGCAACCUCGCAUUAUUAACAGAUCCAAGCGACCCUAUACAAUAACAAUAAAAUGUACAGAGAAAUUGAAGUUACAUCACCAGAAUGAAAGAAUAAGUGAGUACCAGUAUAUUUGUCUGUCAUCUAGAAAAGGCCAAGAUGUCUCAAGUCACCCGAGAGCUCAUUACCCUCCAAGUGGGUCAUCAUGCAAACUUCAUAGGAACUCACUGGUGGAAUCUUCAGGAGGCCAGCUUUGUGUAUAGCACUGCUACAUCUACGGACAUCAACCAUGAUUUUCUCUUCAGAGAUGGCAUUACAUCACAUUUGCAAGAAACUUACAUACCACGUCUUGUGGCCAUUGAUUUGAAAGGUAACCUUCAUAGUCUGCCUGUUGAAGGCAGAUUAUACAGUGACUAUCAAGCAGAACCUUCUACUAGUGAAGCUGCUUGGGAUGAAAAAGUUGAAUUUAUUCAGCAGCUGCCACAAGAAAAGAAUGAGUUUCUUAAAGACCUUGAGCAAGAAGAUGCAAAAUUUCGAGGUGUAAGAGAUGAAGACAAAGAUAUAUGCAUUGAUGACUCCAAAGCUUCUGAUGAUGUUAGUCCAUCAAAAAAAGUCUAUGACCUCACCAAGUCAGUCAAAGUUUGGUCGGACUUUUUACGCCCACACUUACAUCCCAAAGCAAUUUAUCUUAUUGAUAAUUUAAUGGCUAACACUGGAAGAGCAUCAACUGGGACCAGUGAAAAUAUCUGGGGAUUUUCCUCAGGAUACUCAACAUUUCAGAGGGAGGAAGUGGAAGAAGAAAUUGUGGAUAGAAUAAGGUGUUUAGCUGAAUCUUGCAAUAGCUUGCAGGGUUUCCAGAUACUGACUGACAUUCAUGAUGGAAUGGGAGGAAUUAGCUGUGGGAUUUUGCAGCAUCUAGCUGAUGAGUACGGUUCCAAGAACUCUCUAACAUUUACAACAUCACCACCACACGUCGUCCCAACAAUGGAACCAGCUAGACGAUUGAUGCAAGCCUCCAUACUUCAGUCUUAUAGAGAAAUGUGCCAGCUGUCCAGUAUCGUGGUCCCACUGAAUAUGCGCAAGAGUAUGUUGGAUUUUGAAGCUCCUUGCUGCUCAUAUCAACAUUUGGUACUAAAGGAGUGCAAUGCAUACUUCACAAGCAGUGUUAUGGCUGCCUUUCUGGAUACUGUGAGUCUUGCUUACCGCAGUCGUGCUUCACCAUUACCUCUGGCAAAUGUCGUGGAUAUGUUGACCCCAACUGGAAGAAAAGUUGCUGGAGGAAGUUUAUCCUUGCCUCUUGGCAUAAAGUCAAGUCAAAGUUUUGUAGAAUGGCUGCAUGAGGAACAAGAAUCUUCUUUAGUUUCUGUGAGUGCUGGAUGUACUUACCAUCUUGAUCCAGUCAGUGAGCUUCUCACAGUUAGAGGUAUACCACCAUCCAAAUUAAACAGACCUGGACCUAAAUAUGCUAGUGCAAAAUCAUGUGCAAAUGCAGCUCAGCUUUAUGGUGACUUCCUGCAAAACUCAUCCAAACAUCCAAAUGUGCGAUUUGUGGCUGGUGUUGAAGAUCCUCUCAAGACAACUGCACCCUUUCCCCGUAUCUUUUCUCCAUCUGUCACAAAUGAUGGAUAUAUAGAUAUAUGUCAUAAGACUUCAGUUCCAGAUGUGAGGAGUACACCCUGCUUAGCUGGUCUACAUCAGAGCAAAGAGUUGGGAAACUUACUCCAGCAAUUGUAUACAUCAGCAAAAAAGUUUGAUGUGAUGAAAGUUCCAUCUUUGUUAGAAGAAGGUGUAGAUAAGGAAAGCUGGGUAAUGCUAACUGAAGAUUUAGAGGAAAUUGCUAGCAAUUACUGUAGCAAAUGAAAAGUGUGGUAUCUUUUGAUGUUUUGUUUUGAGUAAAGUACUAAUUUAAGUUAACCAAAAUUCUAAUGAUUUAUAUGUAAAUUUCCAUAAUAAAUCAACGUUAUAGAAUUUCUUUAAAGCUACCAACAAUAAGAAGAGUGACCAUGAUGGACAUUUAAGCCCUCAAAAUUAGCCUUCCUGAAGUCAGGUACUUUCCUGUUGUUCUAUUUUCUAAAAGUUUCAUGCCAUUUCAGUGUAUACCAUAUUUCUUUGUGAUCACUGUUACUUAGCUAGCCACCAAGCUCCACCUGCAUAACUGCAUCCUCCCUGUUUGCCAGAAUUAAAUCUAGAAUAUUGUUUCCCCAUGUGGGUUCUAAAACUUGCUUUAAAGACUUGCUUUAAAGAAUUAUCCUGAAUGACCAAGAAAAUC
This is a messenger RNA of Portunus trituberculatus (swimming crab), 2487 nucleotides long. RefSeq names its product protein misato-like (gene mst). The record is from RefSeq and is a predicted model, not a curated record. Lineage: Eukaryota; Metazoa; Arthropoda; Malacostraca; Decapoda; Portunidae. The transcript has 11 exons. The coding region runs from base 378 to 2078 and encodes 566 amino acids. Gene Ontology annotation, cellular component: cytoplasm. Gene Ontology annotation, biological process: mitochondrion distribution.